Scheffersomyces stipitis CBS 6054 is the source of this 1056-nucleotide messenger RNA. It is a transcript of the gene SIP5, whose product is annotated as Sip5p. The transcript has 3 exons. Gene Ontology annotation, cellular component: cytoplasm. NCBI's taxonomy places the organism in Eukaryota, Fungi, Ascomycota, Pichiomycetes, Serinales, Debaryomycetaceae. The annotation marks the transcript as partial. The record is from RefSeq and is a predicted model, not a curated record.
UUGCCACUUCAUUCUAUAGAAACCGCGUAUUCCGAGGACGAAGAAGAAGACGACGUCGACAAUCACAAGAUCCACAAAUCAUCCAACUACUACAAACGUCAGGAACAGAAGGCCAAGUUAAAGUCGCUUAUUGAACGGGUUAAAGAGCUCCAAAAAGAUGAAGAAAACAGAUUUGUAGAGGAGAAGGCAAAGCUUAAGAAACUCACAGCUCAUGCCAUGAGUACUGCCAUUCCAUCCCGUGACUUACUCUUGAAGCUCUACAGGAAGGCAACCGAGUGUCCAAUAUGUUUCCUCUAUUACCCUAAAUACCUCAACGUGUCACGGUGCUGCCUUCAGCCGAUCUGUACUGAGUGUUUUGUCCAGAUCAAACGGUUGGAUCCACAUCCUCCUCACGACGACAGCUCGAACCAGCCUGGUUCAGAAGAGUUACCGCAUACUUUAAUCUCCGAGGCUGCUAGUUGCCCUUACUGUGCUCUGCCGGACUUUGGAGUCACCUACGAUCCUCCUCGUUUGAUCAGCACAGGCAUCAAUGGUGCAAUUAAGGCAGGUCAGUAUACGGAUCCGUACCGGGCUAUUCCGGAAGAUAUCGAAGUGACAUCUUCGCCAGAUGAGACCCCAAGAAUACCCAUUGAUGAAAUGAGGGUGAUGCAAAAAGGUGCGAACGCGAAUGGCAGAAGGAGAGCAUCUCUAGCAGCUAAUGCUCCAGGUGUGAUCCAUGUAGAUGCUAUCAGACCUGACUGGGAACACAAAUUGACUUCUGCCAGGAACAAAUUGGCUAGAAAGGCUGCUACAGCUAGUGCAAUCCAUGCAUCGAAUCUCAUUCUAAAUGAUGAUGAAGACGAUGUGCCGACAUCCAGCUCAGGUGGAAGGAGACGGUUCUCGGCUCCAACCAACGAUCCCAACAGCAGAAGAAGACCAAGCGCUAAUGGUACUAGUAAUCACUUGCGUACAGUAGAGGAAAGAAUGAUUGAAGAGGCGUUGCGUUUGUCGAUUAUUGAUGAAGAAGAAAGAAAAAAGAAGGUGGAAGUCGAGCAGAUAAAGAAGAACCGGAAAUGA